Pleurotus ostreatus (oyster mushroom) is the source of this 1260-nucleotide messenger RNA. RefSeq lists its product as uncharacterized. Gene Ontology annotation, molecular function: flavin adenine dinucleotide binding; oxidoreductase activity, acting on CH-OH group of donors. The transcript has 5 exons. Bases 1 to 1260 code for a protein of 419 amino acids. Lineage: Eukaryota; Fungi; Basidiomycota; Agaricomycetes; Agaricales; Pleurotaceae. The record is from RefSeq and is a predicted model, not a curated record.
AUGGACGAUUGGAAUCGGUUUGCGGCCAUUACUGGAGACAAAGGGUGGUCCUGGCACCGCCUUCAACGAUACUUCCGCAAGAGGCUGAUUAGCGUCGAUGUCCAACCGUUGAAAGGUUGGACUCAAGGGACUAUCAAAGGCGGUCGUCGCAGUAGCUCUGCAACUUCAUAUCUAGGUCCCAGGUUCAUUCGACGUCGGAAUCUCCACGUUUUAUUACACGCAAGAGUGACAAGGCUUCUACAAGAUGGUGUUACCGGGGGGGAAAAGUCCUUCCGCAAAGUAGAGUUCGCUCAGAACGCCCCUGGUUCUGGCGUAAACGGGCCAUUCGGUCCCAGAAGAACUAUACUCGCAUCCAAGAGCGUCAUCCUGUCAGCAGGCAGCGUCAUGUCACCAAACAUCCUCAUGCACUCUGGAAUUGGCGACGAGCAAAUGCUUCGUCGCGUCGGUAUCAAACCCCUACACAACCUACCUAGCGUCGGACAGAAUUUGAUUGACCACUCAUUGACACGACUCGCCUGGAACGUGAACUCAACGGACACCUACGAAACGCAUCUUAGGAACGCGACUAUCGCGGCAGCCGAUCUGGCAGAAUGGAAGCGCUCCGAGACAGGAUAUUUGACGACAACACGAUUUAGUUUCCUUGGUUGGCUUCGUCUUCCAAAGAACGCCACCAUUUUCCAGCGAUUCAAGGAUCCCGCUGCUGGCCUUGACACAGCUCAUAUCGAGAUGCUUAUUGGGAAUGGCAUGAAUUUGGCACCACCGACUGGUAAUUUCCUUAGUCUGAGCGUAGGAGUUGUCAGCCCCGCUUCAAGGGGCUCGAUCACAAUUAACAGUAGUAACCCCUUCGACCCACCUCUUAUUGAUCCUGGGUUAAUGACGAGCGAAUUCGAUCUUUUCACCAUGCGCGAGGCUAUCCGAAGCGUGGCACGAUUCCUAUCUGCUCCGGCUUGGGCGGGUUAUAUCCUGUCGCCUGCGGGGGCUCUCGCAGAUGUGGACCUCUCCAGCGACGAGCAGUUGAACGCUUACAUUCGCAACAACACCGGGUCCUUGUUCCAUCCUGUGGGCACAUCAAGUAUGGCACGCAGAGGCUCUUCCUCUGGCGUAGUAGAUCCAGACUUAAAGGUCAAGGGAAUCGAGGGGGUCCAUGUUGUUGACGCUUCUGUGAUGCCACGGGUCCCUGCUGCACAUACGCAAGUACCGACCUACGUGGUUGCAGAGAGGGCUGCAGAUUUGAUCAAGGAGGCUUGGGAUUGUUAUUAG